Diorhabda carinulata is the source of this 2924-nucleotide messenger RNA. It is a transcript of the gene Ir25a, whose product is annotated as ionotropic receptor 25a. Gene Ontology annotation, molecular function: transmitter-gated monoatomic ion channel activity involved in regulation of postsynaptic membrane potential; glutamate-gated receptor activity. The record is from RefSeq and is a predicted model, not a curated record. Gene Ontology annotation, biological process: modulation of chemical synaptic transmission; synaptic transmission, glutamatergic; monoatomic ion transport. Bases 48 to 2816 code for a protein of 922 amino acids. The transcript is spliced from 12 exons. Gene Ontology annotation, cellular component: postsynaptic membrane; plasma membrane. Lineage: Eukaryota; Metazoa; Arthropoda; Insecta; Coleoptera; Chrysomelidae.
ACUUAUAAUCGAUUGCUUACAUCGAAUAGAACACAUUUCUUUCAAAAAUGUUAAUUAUAGAAAAGUUUUCUAUAUUUUUGCUGAUAACUUUAUUCUUACGAACCAACAGUCAAACUUCGCAAAAUCUUAAUGUCUUGUUCGUGAAUGAAGAGGGAAAUGAAGUAGCAGAUAAAGCGUUGGAUGUCGCUUUAACAUACCUGAAGAAAAAUAGUAAAUUAGGUAUAAGCGUUGACAUAAGAAGAGUUGUUGGAAACAGAACUGAUUCAACUACAUUUUUGGAUGCACUUUGUAGCACUUAUAAUUCAAUGUUGGAGAGCAAAUCCUAUCCGUAUCUGGUAUUGGACACCACAAUGGCAGGUCUUGGAUCUGAAACGGUGAAGUCAUUUACAGCAGCGUUAGCGCUACCAACUGUAAGUGCUUCUUUUGGACAAGAAGGAGAUUUGAGACAAUGGCGAGAUAUUGAGGAACAUGAAAAAAACUAUUUAAUUCAAAUAUCUCCCCCGGCCGAUAUUAUACCUGAAAUCAUUAGAACUAUAGUUCUGUAUCAAAAUAUUACGAAUGCUGCCAUUCUCUUUGACAAGUCGUUUGUAAUGGAUCACAAAUAUAAAUCUCUUCUCCAAAAUGUGGCCACCAGGCACAUAAUAACGCCCAUUAAAAAUGGAAAUGAGGUUGUUGAUCAACUGAGUCAACUUCGGAAAUUAGAUUUGUUAAAUUACUUUAUUUUGGGGAGUUUAACGAAUAUUAAGCGUGUUUUAGAUGCCGCCGAUUCGCUUAAUUACUUUAACAGAAAGUUUGCCUGGCAUGCUAUAACUCAAGAUGACGGGGAAAUUAAAUGUAUUUGUAAAAACGCUACUAUUUUGUUUGUUAAACCUUUACCCAAUGCUAAUUACCAAGAUAGAUUGGGAACUAUGCGAAGAACGUAUCAGUUAAAUACUGAACCCAUCAUAACUUCAGCCUUUUAUUUCGAUCUUUUUCUUCAUUCGUUCAUAGCAGUCAAGGAAAUGAUUGCAGAUGGCGUUUGGAAAAAUGCGGUAACCGAUUAUAUAACUUGCGAUGAUUACAAUGGUAAUAAUAGCCCUAAAAGAGUGGAUUUGGAUGUUAAGAAAUAUUUCAACAAGGAAAACUCCGAACCGUUCACGUACGGUCCUUUAUUGGUAGUGUCGAAUGGCUUGAGUUACAUGGAUUUCCAGAUGGUUCUUUCUUCUGUUGGUGUUCGAGAAGGCGCUUCUGACAAGUCUCUUUCUCUCGGUACUUGGAAUUCAGGUUUUGAUAAUAAUCUGACACUUGCCAAUUCCAAGGCUAUGAUUAAUUUAACCGCCGAUGUCGUUUAUAGAAUAGUCGUUGUUGAGCAAAAACCAUUCGUAUUCAAGGACGAUAACGCCCCUAAAAAAUUCAAUGGAUAUUGUAUAGACCUUAUAAACAAAAUAGCUGAAAUAUUAAAAUUCGAUUAUGACUUAAUUGCCAUUGAUAAAUAUGGUGCAAUGGAUGACAAUGGCAAAUGGGAUGGUAUGGUAAGGGAAUUGAUCGAAAAAAGGGCAGAUGUAGCUUUGGGAGCGAUGUCGGUGAUGGCCGAAAGAGAAAACGUCAUGGAUUUCACGGUGCCGUAUUAUGAUUUAGUAGGGAUUACCAUUUUGAUGAAGUUACCUGAAACUUCUACUAGCUUGUUCAAGUUUCUGACGGUUCUAGAAAAUGACGUGUGGUUAUGCAUAUUGGCUGCUUAUUUUUUCACCAGUUUUUUGAUGUGGGUAUUCGACCGUUGGUCUCCCUACAGCUAUCAAAACAACAGAGAAAAAUAUAAGGACGACGAAGAGAAGCGUGAAUUUAAUCUAAAAGAAUGCCUUUGGUUUUGCAUGACAUCCUUAACCCCACAAGGUGGUGGAGAAGCUCCAAAAAAUUUAUCUGGUAGACUCGUAGCUGCAACGUGGUGGCUUUUUGGAUUCAUUAUAAUUGCUUCUUAUACGGCAAAUCUGGCUGCGUUCCUCACCGUUUCUAGAUUGGAUACUCCAAUAGAAUCUUUGGAUGAUUUAUCGAAGCAGUAUAAGAUUCAGUACGCACCAUUGAAUGGAUCCUCGGCACAAACUUACUUUGAAAGAAUGGCUAAUAUCGAAGCAAGAUUUUAUGAAAUUUGGAAAGAUAUGAGCCUCAAUGACAGUCUUUCAGAAGUUGAAAGAUCAAAGUUGGCAGUAUGGGAUUACCCAGUUAGCGACAAAUAUACAAAAAUGUGGCAAGCAAUGAAAGAAGCCGGGUUAGUGAAUACAUUAGAAGAAGCAGUAGAAAGAGUAAGAAGCUCUAAGUCGUCCAGUGAAGGAUUCGCAUACCUGGGCGACGCUACCGAUAUUAAAUAUUUGGAAUUAACCAACUGUGAUUUAACCACUGUGGGGGAAGAGUUUUCUAGGAAACCUUAUGCUAUUGGAGUCCAGCAGGGAUCUCCUUUGAAGGAUCAGUUUAAUACCGCUAUAUUGCAACUGUUGAAUAGGAGAGAACUGGAAAGGUUGAAAGAAAAAUGGUGGAAUAAGAAUCCAGAAAAGAAAGACUGUGAAAAAGUGGACGAUCAAUCAGAUGGUAUCAGCAUUCAUAAUAUCGGCGGUGUUUUUAUUGUUAUUUUUGUCGGCAUCGGAUUGGCUUGUAUAACAUUGGCCUUCGAAUACUGGUGGUAUAAACAUCGGAAAGGUGGUAAGAUUGUGGAUGUGCAGGGUGCACCCUUGUCAAACAAGAUGUCAAACUUUCCUGGAAACGUCUCUUUUCCAAAAUCGAAGAUUCCGGAUAAGCCUGAUGUUAAGGGCAAAAAUACGUUGUUUCAAAGAAGCAAAUUUUAGAUUUAAAUUCGUUAUACCGGCACAUAAUUUAGAUUACUCGACGCACAUCUAAAUUUGAUGUAUUUUAUGAAAAUAUUUUACAAAAUACAAUUGUAAUACAAUUAACAA